AUGGGAGGAGGAGAGCUACCAGGGCUUUUGGUGAAUGAAAUCGGUGGCAGACAUGGGAUACUGCACAGCCACCUGGCGUUCCUGAAGAAACAUUUCUACCUCAUCACCAUGAAGGAUUUCCUUGAAAACAAGGAGCAUAUGAGUAAAAAGGUCCAGGCGAUCUAUUUGUGGUGGCACAAACCAGUCAUUGACCGAGAGCUCCUCCAGAGCCUGCCAAACUUGAAAGUGAUUGCGAAUUCAGGAGUAGGGAUGGAUCACCUGGACCUGAAACUUAUAGCAAGCUUUGGUGUGAAGAUGGCUAAUGCUCCCCAUGCUGUUUCCACCAGCACAGCGGAUACUGGGAUGGCUUUGAUGCUGGCAUCUGCUAGAAGACUAGUGGAAGGUAACAUCUCA
This is a messenger RNA of Calidris pugnax (ruff), 393 nucleotides long. RefSeq names its product putative 2-hydroxyacid dehydrogenase SE_1879. The record is from RefSeq and is a predicted model, not a curated record. The transcript has a single exon. Gene Ontology annotation, molecular function: glyoxylate reductase (NADPH) activity; NAD binding; hydroxypyruvate reductase [NAD(P)H] activity. Gene Ontology annotation, cellular component: cytosol. Lineage: Eukaryota; Metazoa; Chordata; Aves; Charadriiformes; Scolopacidae. The annotation marks the transcript as partial.